Molecule: messenger RNA, 2607 nt
Organism: Podarcis raffonei (Aeolian wall lizard)
Lineage: Eukaryota; Metazoa; Chordata; Lepidosauria; Squamata; Lacertidae
Gene: RNF214
Product: ring finger protein 214
Exons: 16
Coding region: 159-2405 (748 amino acids)
Molecular function (GO): ubiquitin-protein transferase activity
Source: RefSeq, a predicted model, not a curated record
GGGAGGGAAGGGGAAGGAGAGCACUGCCGCCACCAGGCCGCGCUUCGUCCCGGGCCGCCGCCGCCGCAUCCGGCUCUCCCCGAGCGAGCCAGUUGAGCGUCCCAGGCGAGGCCCGAGUCGCAGCGGACACCGGAGGCAGCGCGGAGCACGGCAAAGCGAUGGCCUCUGAGCAAACCAAAGAUGAUGAAGAGGAGGAGGAGGAGGAAGAGGUGGAGGAGAGCGAAAGUGUUCCUGCCAGCCAGCCUGCCCCAUGUGACUCUGAGCUUCCCAAAGGAUUUGCCAGUUUGCCUCUCAGCAUAAGUGACCUUUCCAUUCACGAAGACGAUUGCCUGCCACUGGCUGCCACCACCAAUCACACCCAUCCGAAAGCUAGCGAGAGCUGGGAAGGUGAUCACUCGGAAGAUGCAGAAAAGGAUUCUGGGAAACCAGAGAAUGACUCACCCUUGCCAGUUCCCCAGGACCAAGAGACCUCAGAAGAGCUUUUGUCUGGCCCCCUUACUGAGGCUGCCUCGCUGCCCGCAUCGUGCCCCUCAAGCGAGGAGCUCCCUUUGCCCGACUUGGACAAUGCCGUUGGAGAAAAGAGACCUUCUCUGUCUGGGGAAAGUCUACCAGUGGCUUCACCCCUUGCACAGGCAGACUGCUCCAUGGACCAGACCAGCGACGUCCUGAACUGCUCCAAGGAUGAGCUGGGGUCUUUGAUCUUGCAGCACGGCAGGCGGCAGAAUGGGUGCCCAGAUCUGGAAGACACGCCCUUGGCAGUAUCUCCAAGUGGGGAAGACCAAGACCAAGAAGGCGCAUUCCAAAAGCCCUCCCAGAACAUUGCAGUCCAGACCGACUUCAGAACAGCUGACUUGGAAGUGAACACUGAUCAGGAUAUUGAAAAGAGCCUGGAUAAAAUGAUGUCCGAGAGGGCUUUGCUGAAGGAGCGUUACCAGGAAGUGCUAGAUAAGCAGAGGCAGGUGGAGAAUCAGCUCCAAGUGCAGCUGAAGCAGCUCCAGCAGCGAAGGGAGGAAGAAAUGAAGAACCACCAGGAGAUCCUGAAGGCCAUUCAGGACGUGACUGUUAAGCGGGAAGAGACCAAGAAGAAGAUGGAGAAGGAAAAAAAGGAGUAUUUGCAGAAGGAGCAGGAUCUGAAAGCAGAAAUUGAGAAGCUCUAUGAGAAAGGCAGGAGGCUGCUGAAAGAGCAAGAGGAGAAGGAGAACAAGAUCGUUUCCCUCAUUGCUGAGCAGUCUGAGGAGAAGGAGGUAUGGGAGAUGGAGCUGGACAAGCUGAAGAACCAGCAGGAUGAGUUCAGCCGGUCGAUUCUGGAGGACACGGAGCGGGCUUGGAAAGCAGAGAUCCUGUCCCUGGAGAGCCGAAAGGAGCUGCUGGUGCUGAAGCUGGAAGAGGCAGAGAAGGAAGCUGAGCUCCACCUCACCUACCUCAAGUCAGCCCCCCCAACGCUGGAGACCAUCCGGCCAAAGCAGGAGUGGGAGACGAGGCUGAACAGGAUACGAAUGACCAAGGAGAGCGUCCGUGACCAGUACAACGAUCACAUCCAGCUGGUGCGGAACGGGGCCAAGCUGAGCAGCCUCCCACAGAUCCCCACGCCCCCCCUGCCCCCACCACCCCUGGAGACAGACUUCCUCCUACCAGCCUUCCAGCCCAACUCCUCCAUUGCCCCGCGGUUGCCCUUCCCCAUUGGGACAGUCCCCAUGCCCAUGGUCAUGCCCAGCGCGGACCCCCGGGUGCUCUCCUUCCCGCUCCUCAACCCAACCAUCUCCAGGCCCAGCCAGCCCUCGCCCCCUCUGCCCACGGCUUCCCAGGGCAGGAACAGCCCCGUCCUCAGCUCCCUAGCGGGUCCUCGCGUGACGCCUGCCACCGCCGCCUCGCUCCCACCGCCGCCGGGUCUGGGCGGAGUCAAAGCGGUGCCGGAAUUCCAGAGACCCCCUCCGCCCCCCGUGGACAAGCUCGAGAAGUUCCUGGAAAAACUGCUGACACGAUUUCCCCAGUGUAACAAGGCUCAGCUGACCAACAUCCUGCAGCAGAUCAAAGCCGCACGAAGGACUCUGGCUGGACUGACCAUGGAGGAGUUGAACCAGCUGGUGGCCGCCAAGCUGGUUGAGCAGGAGCGGGUGGCAGCUGUCGGGACCCAGCCUCUUGGCCGGAUCCAUUCCCCGAUGUUCCCUGCUCCUCUGCCGCAGAUGAGCAACCCCAUGUUCUUGCCCUCGGCUCAGGUCUCCUACAGUGGGACACCACCCCAGGUUCCUGCGGCCUGCAAACUGUGUCUGAUGUGCCAGAAACUGGUCCAGCCUAGCGAGCUCCACCCCAUGGCUUGUUCCCAUGUGCUGCACAAGGAGUGCAUCAAGUUCUGGGCUCAGACCAACACCAACGACGCUUGCCCCUUCUGUCCCAGUCCGAAAUGACCACCGGUGCAAAGAGGACAACAGCGGUACUCUGCCUGGGUGGGACGAGAGCUCCAGCAAGACGCCAGGCACCCCCAGAAUUUCUACAGCUCUAUAUUUAUAUGGCCAUGUAUACACAUGUACAUUUUUAUUCUAUAGGGAAUGUGUGUAUAGAAAGUCUGUAUACAUACCAGUUCAUAAUAAAGUGUGUAUAUUAUGCAGA